UCAGUCAACUUCCAGUGGACGAAGUAACCCCUGCCCUGUCUUCAGUUGGCCGGAGGGAUUUCCCAGAAUGUCCUAUAGGUCUACCUCACUACCCAGACCUGUUAAUAUCACUGAAUCUGAUGGAGGGAUGCAGCAUGACACAAGUUCUUUCCACGACCACAAGGAUGACCUCCGAAAGCGCCUGUCGUACACCACCCACAAACUAGAGAUGGUGGAGACGGAGUUCGAUUCCACUCGGCAGUACCUCGAGACAGAGCUGCGCCGGGCCCAGGAGGAACUGGAGAAAUUUACAGAGAAACUACGCAGGAUCCAGAGUAGCUAUGCAGCUCUUCAGAGGAUCAACCAGGAUUUGGAGGACAAGAUGCACAGGACGUCCCACCACCAUGAAGAGGAAAAGAGAGCCCUCAGCCGAGAAAUCAUUGUCCUCAACAACCACCUCAUGGAAGCGAAAAUCACCAUCAAUAAACUCAGAGAGGACAACGACCUGUACAGGAAAGACUGCAACCUGGCAGCUCAGCUGCUGCAGUGCUCCAAGUCUCCCUACAGAGCACACAAGAUGUCUGAGGUCAAGGGUGAGCGGGAGUAA
This is a messenger RNA of Micropterus dolomieu (smallmouth bass), 586 nucleotides long. RefSeq names its product brain-enriched guanylate kinase-associated protein. The transcript is spliced from 7 exons. The record is from RefSeq and is a predicted model, not a curated record. Gene Ontology annotation, cellular component: synapse. Bases 68 to 586 code for a protein of 172 amino acids. Lineage: Eukaryota; Metazoa; Chordata; Actinopteri; Centrarchiformes; Centrarchidae.